Messenger RNA from Durotheca rogersii, 897 nucleotides. RefSeq lists its product as uncharacterized. Bases 1 to 897 code for a protein of 298 amino acids. Lineage: Eukaryota; Fungi; Ascomycota; Sordariomycetes; Xylariales; Xylariaceae. The record is from RefSeq and is a predicted model, not a curated record. The transcript has a single exon.
AUGAGCCUCAACACCCUCGACCUCCAGGCCCUGGCCGCGACCGCCCGCACAGCCGCCACGACCCUGCGCCAGAACCGACCGGCCUCCCUCACCGCGGCGGCCGCCGUCGGCGCCGCCGUCGCGAUCCCGCUGCUCUGGCGCCUCGUGGCCGACUACCGCGCCUGGUACGCCCUCGGCCCCAACGGCCUGUCCAGCAACCCGGGCGGGUACCUCUUCCAGGUGCUGCUGACGCCGCUCGCGCGCGCCGACACGUGCGUGCCCGCGCCCUACGACCCCGUCGCGCUCGCGCGCUCGCCGCCCUACGGGCCCCUGAGCCGCCGCUCCUUCUUCGCCGCUGGCGCCGUGCCCCCCCGCGCCCGCGCCCGCCCCGACAUCCCGCGCUUCGUCGCGCCCCACCGCCAGACGAGCCAGCGCGGCAGCGCCGCCACCCGCGCGCGCCAGAACGACUUUCUGCGCGCGCUGGCCGCGGCCAACCCGGCGCUGCUCUGCGUGCGGCCGUCGCGGCUCGAGGGCCCGCUCUUCGACGCGCUGUGGGUGACCACGACGCCGACGCCCGCGACCGAGGAGGGAGAGGGAAAAGGAGGGGAGGGGCCGCCGCAGCACCGCGCUGAGCUGCGGCGACUCAGCGGCGAGUUCGCGCACGUGCACGGCGAGGGCAGCACCCACCUCGUGCUGAGCCCGGCGGACGCGGCGGCCGCUAUCGCCGCUGGCUGGGGAGAGCGGCAUCCGAUGAGCGGGGUCAGCAUCCGCCGGGGGCGCUCCAUGCUGCCCUGGGGCUACAUUAUGAUCUACGCGCCGCGCGAAGGCGACGACGACGAGAUGCGCAUCUGGCGCGAGUUUGUCGUCGCGAGCGCGCGUUACAUAUUCGCCGGCGAGCAGGAGAUCGUGAUACCGUAG